This is a messenger RNA of Hyaloscypha bicolor E, 1980 nucleotides long. RefSeq names its product general substrate transporter. The transcript has 8 exons. NCBI's taxonomy places the organism in Eukaryota, Fungi, Ascomycota, Leotiomycetes, Helotiales, Hyaloscyphaceae. The coding region runs from base 230 to 1876 and encodes 548 amino acids. The record is from RefSeq and is a predicted model, not a curated record. Gene Ontology annotation, biological process: carbohydrate transport; transmembrane transport. Gene Ontology annotation, molecular function: carbohydrate:proton symporter activity. Gene Ontology annotation, cellular component: membrane.
GAUUCCACCUUGGCGUGUUGGUUGUGGGAUACAGGCUGAUGUUCGCUGAAUUUAUGCGGGGAUGACACCCCUGGAGGAAUACGAAUUAGGAACCCCAGAUUCAAACUCUCGGAAGAGGCAAUGACUACAUACAUGUCGCGGCCGUGCUGCGCCUGCAAGGCCAACACUGUUAUCUUCAUUACCAUCUCCGAAAACUCCCAAAAGUUAUCGUCGUCGAUGAAGAUGAAAUAUGGCAAUCUACGCUCAUGAGAUCGCUCACGGCGAUCCGGUGUUGACCCGGAUUGUUGACGGGGAUAACGUACCUUGGUACAAAAAGAGGAAUCUCAGAACGCUCUAUUUGUUACUUUUCCCUGCCUGUAUGGGAAUAGAAAUGACCUCCGGAUUCGAUUCUCAACUGAUCAACACAUUACAAUUCGCUCCUCCUUUCUUGCACUACUUCGGAAAUGGAUAUAGAGAUCCAACUACGCACGAAUAUUCGAUCAAGCCUGCUCUUCUCGGUAUCAUCGGUGCUUCCUAUAGCCUGGGUGGUAUCUGCGCAGUUCCACUUGCUCCUAGUGCCAAUCAAUGGUUUGGAAGACGAUGGUCUAUCAUUACGGGCUCUCUCACCAUGAUGUGUGGCGGAGUCAUACAGGGUUGUGCUCAAAAUACGGCGAUGUAUAUUGUAGCUCGAAUGAUAUUGGGAUUCGGCAUCGUCUUCUGUAUCGUUUCCGGAUCUGCAAUGAUUGGAGAGCUUGCUUACCCGAAAGAGCGUGCUAUCGUGACCUCCUUGUUCAAUUCGUCUUACUUUAUCGGAGCAGUAGUAGCAUCGGCUGUUUCUCUAAAGACAGCUGAGUUGACUACUACCUGGGCAUGGCGCAUCCCGUCCGUGCUUCAAAUAUUUCCGUCACUUUUCCAGCUCAUUUUCGUCUUCAUGCUGCCUGAGAGUCCUAGAUAUCUCAUCAGCAAAGAUCGAGAUGAUGAAGCACUUGAAAUUCUCGUGAAAUAUCACGCUGAGGGCGACCGAGAUUCUCUCUUUGUUCGUGCUGAGAUGGCCCAGAUCAGGACCACCAUCAAAACUGAGCUGGAGUAUGCCAGACAAUCUUGGUGGGGCAUGCUGAAAACAUCCGGCAUGCGAAAACGUGUUUACAUUGCCGCCAUGAUUGGAUUGUUUACUCAGUGGAGCGGCAAUACCUUGCUCAGCUAUUAUCUUUCUGAUAUAUUAAGUAUGAUGGGUUGGACCAGCGUUCACGCCAAGACGAGGAUCAAUAUUUCUCAAAAUUGCUGGGCUCUCAUCAACGGGACGAUUGCUUCACUCAUCGUCACGAGAUUCCCACGCCGAAGAAUGUUUCUCAUCAGUCUUGGUGGCAUGCUUUUAGUCUACAUCGGCCUUACCACGUCGAUUGAGCAAUUCAUGUCCGCCAAGGCUCAUGGCAAAGGUGGACGAGCCGCCUCUAUUCUAGCCUUGUUCUUCAUAUUUGCCCAUUCUCCAAUGUACAACAUUGGUAAUAACGCUCUCACAUACACCUACCUAGUAGAACUCUUCCCAUUUGCGGAAAGAGCUCGUGGUAUCUCCGUCGAGCAAUUCUUCGGGCGUGCUGCCGGAUUCUUCUCGACAUACGUGAAUCCGAUAGCUCUCAAAGCCAUAACAUGGAAAUAUUUCGCCGUCUACGUGGGUUGGAUUGCAGUAGAAGCUACCUGCGUAUACUUCUUCUACCCCGAGACUCAUGGAAGAACCCUGGAAGAACUUUCAUUCUUGUUCGAAGACAGAUCGCUGGCCGAUAACGUCGCCCGGGCCGUCGAGAAGCAAUUAUAUUACGACGAGCGGCCUGGAAAGCAGGCAGUCACGCACUUGGAAGAAAGCAUUCCCUAUAAGCGGUUUUCUCCUCAUUCUCCUUAGGAAAACCGCGCUCGCGCUUUCAUUGGAUGCCGCUUCGUUUCAAGACGGAUCUUCAAUGAAAAAUGGUUUCUCGAUCAUAUCAUGUGGGGUAAAUGAGUAUUUGU